Messenger RNA from Elgaria multicarinata webbii, 709 nucleotides. RefSeq names its product SS18 like 2 (gene SS18L2). Bases 55 to 294 code for a protein of 79 amino acids. The record is from RefSeq and is a predicted model, not a curated record. The transcript is spliced from 3 exons. Lineage: Eukaryota; Metazoa; Chordata; Lepidosauria; Squamata; Anguidae.
UUUGCGACGCGGUCUGCUUAGUGCCAGUCGCUCGCGUGAGGCGGCGCCGCUGCUAUGUCGGUCGUUUUCGUGCCGGAGCGAGCCCGGGGCAAAGCAGAGGUGAACCAGGAGACGCUGCGAAGGUUGCUAGAAGAAAAUGACCAGCUGAUCCGAUGUAUUGUGGAAUACCAGAAUAAAGGAAGAGCUGCAGAAUGCGUGCAGCAUCAACACACACUGCACAGAAACCUGAUUUAUUUGGCUACGAUUGCUGAUGCAUCUCCCUCUCCGAAUGCAGAGAAGACUAUUGUAGAUUAGCACAUCUAUGCCUCUUUGAAGGGAGUGGGGAGUCUGCCUGGAAGUGCCUCCGAUGGAAAACCAGCUAGAUUGUGCUCAAGAGAGCACGUUUCGGCUUCCUCUUUACAAGAAAAAAAAAAGGACUGAGAGAUAACCACGUAGUGGAGUAUGCAGUGACUUGUUGCUACUUUGGGAGGACACCGUUUCCCUUGCAUUCUGCAUGGCAUUAACAGACUGCUGUUUGUUAACAAAACACUUCCCUUAUUCUUUACAUUUUAAUUGUGCUUCAUUAUUACCAGUAGAGGGCAGUUCUAACCUUUGAUUGCGAGUAUUCCUUCCCCUAAUAAAAAGCCAUCGUGAUCCUAACACAAGCAUACAACUGAAAGCAGGGAGUGCUGGUAGCAAUAGCAAGUAAAUAAAACACUGCUUUAUGUUG